Messenger RNA from Tinamus guttatus (white-throated tinamou), 711 nucleotides. NCBI's taxonomy places the organism in Eukaryota, Metazoa, Chordata, Aves, Tinamiformes, Tinamidae. The record is from RefSeq and is a predicted model, not a curated record.
GCCCAUGCGAGACAAACCCAAAACAGAUUACCUGAACCCAGUGGAAGAGAACCCCUUCGUCUCCCGACGGAAGAAUGGGGAUCUCCAGGCUGUGGACAACCCCGAGUACCACAACGCUCCGAACGGGCAGCCCAAAGCGGAGGAUGAGUACGUGAACGAGCCGUUGUACCUCAACACUUUUGCAAACACCCUGGAAAACGCCGAGUACCUGAAGAACAAUUUGCCAGAGAAAGCCAAGAAGGCCUUUGACAACCCCGAUUACUGGAAUCACAGCCUUCCCCCGCGCAGCACCCUCCAGCACCCGGACUACCUGCAAGAGUACAGCACAAAAUACUUUUACAAACAGAACGGGCGCAUCCGGCCCGUGGUGGCAGAGAAUCCCGAAUACCUCUCCGAGUUCUCCCUGAAGCCUGGCACUGUGCUGCCCCCGCCGCCCUACAGACACCGGAACACCGUGGUGUAGGAAUGCGCCGCAGGGAGCGGGGCGGCCACCCCUGCCAGCCGCCUCGCUCCUUCUCUCUCUCUCCCCUUCCCUUUCCUUCCCUCACGAGCUUCCUCCUCUUGCCCCCUCGCUCAUUUUUGAUAUUUCCAAGUGAAAGGAUGUCUUGGAGUCACUGGCAGAUUGGGUUUGGGAACCUGGAAGGAAGGAAGGAAAGAGACUGAAAGAAGGAGAGUACAACCUGGCCUUCCUCCCUUGCCGCAGAUCCGGAG